AUGGAAGAAGAGUUUUAUACACCAAGGGCUCUGCGAACAUACAAAGAUAUAGUUGAUUAUUCUUUCCAUACUCCGCUUCAAAGACUUGGAGAUAAACCAGUUGCUAUUGAACAAUUGGAUUCCAGAAGUAAUUGCCUUAGCAAUACCACCAAUCUUCCGGUGCUUGAAAGUCUUCCAACAAAUCAAGCGAAUGAGCAUACAUAUCAAGUUAAUUGGCUGGAAGCUAACUCACUAUUAGGAGAUCGCAUUAAGCAUUUGAGCCAAUCAAAUCAAGAUAAUAAUAAUGUUACGGGGGGAAUAUUUUCCAGCACCCAACAAAGUGAGCCAAUAUACUACAAGCCUCCGUCCAAUAGGGAUGUCCAGUUGGGUGUGAAAGAGUUCCUCCCACCAAACUAUUCUUCUAGUGAUCAGUUCAACAAAGUACCACUUUUUGUCAAAUCAUACAGGAAGAGAAAUGGUACCAACAAUAAUGAAGUCAUGAGCAAGGCAGCUUUGAACGACGACGUAGAAUUGACUGACAAUGAAGAUGAAUCAUCAUCAAGUCAACCCACAGGUGACUAUAUAGCGCCCACAGUGAAAGAAGCGUUAAUGUCUCAGGUUGAUACUCAACGUCAAGUGAAAACAAUAGGGCUGACGAUUAUCUUUGCUCUCAUGACCAAACUUAGUGGUAAAGUCAUACAAGCCAUCACAGAAUACGAUCCAAAAAAUAUUUUGAUCUGCUUAUACAUUUUAAGUGCUUACCAAAUACUAUUAGCUGGAUACGAGUUGUUAUUUCGUUGUCGCAAAAGUACCACCUUUUCACUCAGUUAUAAACAACGACAGCUCUUGGGUCUUCCACUUGGGAAUAUCAAUGUUGAUGCUGACGUACAGGACUUUAAAGAUACUGCGGAGCUCAUGCCAAUUAAAAGCGACGACAAGACGAAAUCUAUGCCGAAAUAUAAGAAACUGCAGAUGCAAUAUUUAAAUCCUUCCAUAGGGCUGGGGACCACGUCUGGUUCAUCGAAAACUAUGCUAGCAACGACUAUAACUAGUGGAGCACCAGUGCCUCUGCAAAUUUUGAAAGAACACAGUAAGCAAUUCAAUCUACCUGUUCCUCAAAACAUCAAGACCCGUUUCAAUCUGAAGUUCAAAUUACUGUUUGAUCCAAAGAAUACAGAAUGA
Messenger RNA from Lizanozyma spartinae, 1161 nucleotides. RefSeq lists its product as uncharacterized. The transcript has a single exon. The record is from RefSeq and is a predicted model, not a curated record. NCBI's taxonomy places the organism in Eukaryota, Fungi, Ascomycota, Pichiomycetes, Serinales, Debaryomycetaceae. Bases 1 to 1161 code for a protein of 386 amino acids.